AUGUCAAGUCAGAAGGUAGAAGUUAGAAGUUCAUUCCACAAUGUCAAGAAUCUUUUACUUCCUCACAGUGAUAUAAGACACACAUAUAUCAUGACGUCCCGCCGUACGACCAUCCAAGCAGCUGCUGCUGCCACCCUUCUCUUGGCAACCUUGCCAGUAAGCGCUGUUAAGAACGGGUUGGCACUCACGCCACCCAUGGGCUGGAACAACUGGAAUGCUUUUGGGUGUGAUGUGUCAGAGCAUCUUCUACUGAGUACCAGCGAGGCGGUCGUCAACCUUGGCCUCCGCGACCUCGGUUACGAUCAUGUGGUCUUGGACGACUGCUGGCAGGACCCCGAUGGACGGACCCCUGACGGCAAGCUCCAACCGAAUGCCGAGAAGUUUCCGCGGGGCCUGAAGGCCAUCGCUGAUGACCUGCACUCGGAGAAUCUCAAGUUUGGCAUGUACUCGUCUUCGGGAGAGAUGACAUGUGCACGAUUUGAGGGAUCUCUAGAUCAUGAGGUCGACGACGCGGCCAGUUUCGCGUCUUGGGGCGUCGACUUUUUAAAGUAUGACAACUGCUACAACAUGGGUCGGAUCGGGUCGCCUGUGGGUACGUUCAACCGGUUCAAGGUCAUGGCGGACGCUUUGAACGCAACGGGCCGUCCGAUUGAGUUCAAUCUUUGCAACUGGGGCGAGGAUUACGUACACACCUGGGGCAUGUCGGUUGCCAACUCGUGGCGGAUCAGCGGCGACAUCUACGACAGCUUUACCCGGCCCGACGACUUGUGCAGCUGCACCGAUCCCCACGAUCCUCUCUGCGUUGCGCCAGGCACGCACUGCUCGGUCCUGUUCAUAUUGAACAAGGUUGCACCAUUUGCCGACAAGAGCAUUCCUGGCGGGUGGAGCGAUCUCGACAUGCUCGAAGUGGGCCAGGGCGGCAUGACACGUGAGGAGCAACGUGCUCACUUUGCCCUGUGGGCUGCGCUCAAGUCACCGCUGAUGUUGGGCAAUGACCUACGCGCCAUGCCGGCAGAGGCUUUGGCUAUUGUGAGCAACCCUGCCAUCAUUGCGGUGAGCCAGGACCCUCAUGGCCGCAGCAUGUUCCGUGUGAAGAAGACUGUUGGCGGCGAGCUUCAGCCCGACGAGUUUGGGGCCCAGGAGAGCCACGUCUGGAGCGGCAGACUGCAUAAUGGCGACCAAGUGGUUGUACUCCUCAACGCUGCCGGAAAUGACGUCGAGAUGACGGCCAGUCUCAAUGACAUCUUCGUCGCCGACGGCCCGGGAGGCUCGGCACCCCAAAUCAAGUAUGCAUGGGCAAUUCAUGACCUUAUGGCAAGCGAGAUGCCUGUAGAGACAGCCCAGGCUCUUCUCGAUGCUGCUAACGACCGUGUCAAGACGGCGUCCAUCCUGAAGACGGCCAACUGGUACAACGCAACCGAGACGCCGUAUGCAGUAGGUCUGGAGAAGCAAGACCCCAGGCUGUUCGGCGAGAAGAUUGGGCAGGUCGAAGCCAAGGGCGCGAUCAAGGUCCACGUGCCCAGCCACUCUGCCAAAGUCUACCGCCUGAGGAGAAUCUCCAAGCCUGGUGACAACUUCAAGCAGAAGAGCCACGAGAGGACAACGCGCGAAGUCAAGGAGGAGCUCUAAAUGACGCUGGUGACCACAUGACUGCCGCAGAGUAUGAUCACAUUGGCGAUCCAGUGGGCCGCUUUGGUGAAAACAAUGAAGAGUCGGUGACCUGACCAAUGCCUUGCCCGCUUUGGCAUGGAUUUGGUGGGUAUGAAAGUUAUCCCUUCUGGGGGACCGAGGUGGAUCGGACAGGCUUGAUGCCUGUAGGCUGCAAGAUUUGACAAGUCGUGUGAGGGGUUUGAAGUCAAGGGACACGACGUCAAAAGUCCGAUAUCACCAGCACCGUCAGGGCAUUACCUGGGUUGAAGUUAGAUAAGGGAAAGAAAAGAAAACCCAAUGGAUAAUACUGCGUGCAUGUCUGUC
Messenger RNA from Pyricularia grisea, 1974 nucleotides. RefSeq lists its product as uncharacterized. Gene Ontology annotation, biological process: carbohydrate metabolic process. The coding region runs from base 1 to 1629 and encodes 542 amino acids. Gene Ontology annotation, molecular function: alpha-galactosidase activity. The transcript is spliced from 2 exons. NCBI's taxonomy places the organism in Eukaryota, Fungi, Ascomycota, Sordariomycetes, Magnaporthales, Pyriculariaceae. The record is from RefSeq and is a predicted model, not a curated record.